Zeugodacus cucurbitae (melon fly) is the source of this 1928-nucleotide messenger RNA. Its product is annotated as cytochrome P450 6a22-like. The transcript has 2 exons. The coding region runs from base 190 to 1590 and encodes 466 amino acids. Gene Ontology annotation, molecular function: monooxygenase activity; oxidoreductase activity, acting on paired donors, with incorporation or reduction of molecular oxygen; iron ion binding. Lineage: Eukaryota; Metazoa; Arthropoda; Insecta; Diptera; Tephritidae. The record is from RefSeq and is a predicted model, not a curated record.
UUUUUAAGUGCGAGUACAAUUAAAAUAUGAAGUACAGAACAACUAGAAGUGCAUUUAGAGCAAAUUAGUCAUAAAAAGGGACGUUUGCCUCCAAACAAGGUGAAAGUAAUUUCUUAAAAGCCAACUGUAACGGAACUUACAACGAAAAAAUCGAUGAAUUAACUUAAUUUAACGACACACCAGUUUGUUAUGUAUAAGAUGGAUAUCUUUCUUGUGUUCUGCUCCACACUUAUCGUGCUGCUGAUCUAUCUACGUCACAAGUAUCAAUAUUGGCAGCUGCUUGGAGUGCCACAACUGAAAAUGAAUUAUAUUUUCGGCAACUUGUUUCGCAUAAAGACGAUACAUACAACGGAACUCAUUCACGAAGUAUAUCAGCAGUUUCGUGGUGAAGCAAAAUUGGUCGGCACAUACAUUUUCACACAACCUAUUGCUAUUGUUUUGAAUUUAGACUUGGUAAAGUCUAUACUAAUUAAGGAUUUCAACAAAUUUACGGAUCGCUUUAUACAACGGAAGAUUGAUAGCGUUAUCACAGAUAAUCUUUUUCGCCUGCAUGGCGAUCAGUGGCGUCCAUUGCGUACGAAGCUUACACCGACCUUCACAUCGGCGAAAAUGAAGUUUAUGUUUCCCACGGUGGUGACAGUGGCGAGUCAAUUAGAUGCGGUUUUCGACUCACUAUUGGCCAAUAAGCGAAGCGUCGAUGUAGAAUUACAUGAUAUGAUGGGUCGCUUUACAACCGAUGUGAUUGGUCAUUGUGUCUUCGGUGUUGAGUGUAAUAGCUUAAAGGAUCCUAAUGUGGUAUUUCGUCGCAUAGGUCACCGUAUUUUCUAUCCACGUUAUCUCUCUAUACGUCUACGUACCUUUAUGGUUACAUAUCCCGCUAUAUACAAAUUUCUGAAAUUAUUCAAUAUCAAAGAAACUCCUAAAGACGUUGAAGCCUUCAUACUGCAGCUGGUACGUGACACAGUGCGUCUGCGUGAAGAGCAGAAUAUUCAACGUAAUGAUUUCCUCAAUUUGCUGAUUGAGUUGAAAAAUUCCAAAGAUUUAAAGGGCUUGCCUCCAAUGGGUAUUGAAGAGAUGGCUGCACAGGUGUUCGUAUUUUUUGCGGCUGGCUUUGAGACCAGCUCAAGUAAUAUGGCUUUUGGGCUUUUUGAGUUAGCGAAGAGUCCCCAAAUACAGGAGAAGUUGAGAGCGGAAAUUUUUAGUGUUUUGGAGAAACAUAAUGGUCAUUUGACUUACGAAGCUAUGAUGGAGAUGACAUAUUUAGACCUAGUUAUAACAGAGGUUCUCCGUAAAUAUCCAGCAUUCGCUGCUCUGACUCGUGUCUCCGUUGAUGAUUAUAAAAUACCUGGUACGAAUAUAACACUCGAGAAGGGCACAAAUAUAUACAUACCAAUGAAAGAAAUACAUUAUGAUCCGGAAAUCUAUGAGAAUCCAAAAGAAUUCCGCCCAGAGCGAUUCAACCCGGAAGAAGUGCAGAAACGUCAUCCACAAGCUUUCCUUGGUUUCGGUGAUGGCCCGCGUAACUGUAUUGGCCUACGCUUUGGAAAUCUUAUCGCUUCAGCUUAUCGGAGAAGACACCAACCGAAUUAGAGAUUUCCAAAUAUAGUAUUGUGCUUGUACCCCACACCAAAGUGUGGCUGAAAGUAGAGAAGCUGUGAAGAUAAAACUUCUUUGUUGUUUAGAGAGUUUAAGUUGAAUGAUUAAAUAAAAUUAAGAUAAUAUAAAACUAUAUAGAAAAUACAAAAAUUAAGGUUAAAUUAGAGGUGCUAUAGUCAUAACCAUACCCAAAGCUGAUCGAACCAACUUUACGGUAAUAAUAAUGUACUAUACACUUGAUGCAAUUUUUUGUGCUACAGUUAUCUUUAUAAUAAUCAGUUCGUGUUUACCGCAUUCUAUGUAAAUAAAUCUUGUUUUUAUUGGCGCUAAUA